AAUUAGAUACAUUUAUUGUUCUGUGUGUAUCUAUUUCGACAAAACAUAUACAAUUAGUUUUGUGUUAAUGACUCUUAACCAAUAUUGAAAACGCCAGAGUAAUUUUCAUAUGUUAUGCGUAAUUAAUUUCAACAAGGAAGGAAAUUAACAAUAACUCUUGGAUAUUGCAAUGUAUUUCCCUUCUGAGUACUUUCGUUUUGAACAUAUUUCGGAUCUAAAACAGCUGCAAUAGAUCCCUGUCUUGAAAGCAUUUCAGAUUAUUAUAGGAUUAUUUGUUUUAUUUGAAGAACAUAUACUAACAAUGGGGAACAGCUCUGGAACGAACGCUCUGAAAGACAGGGCUGUUAUUGCUGCGAUUGUCGAAGAGAAGAACAAAUGGCACGAGACUUUAUCAGGAACUAAAUAUCCGGACAUGAGUCUUAUCAACGAUAUGUUAUUCUACACACAUAAAAUGCUACAACGUUAUGUACAACAGACGCCAGCAAUGGUCAAUCAAGCCUCGUCUCAUCGAGACAGUAAUUUCAGUUUAAGUACCGACAGAAUGUCUGAUGAGAUUCAUUCGACAUCCGUUGAAAUACAAACUGACCCGGAUAAGCGUACGAUUGAAUUGAAAGAGAACUUAAUCAAGUUACAAACCGAGAAGGACGAAUUAACACUGAGGCUAAGCAAAGUUGUUGGCGAGAAGCUGAUGAAAGACAACCCUAACAUAACUGACCUAAGUGACAAGAAUAGACCAACAAAACUAGGAGAGAUGUACACAGAAUUAUACGACAACGAAUGGACGGAUGCAUAUGAAGCGCUAACGCAAUCAGGAUACAGAGACAGAGAAGCUAUAGAAACUCUGUUUGAGACAUUAAAGGGUUGUUUCGAGUUCUGUCAGUCAAAGGCCGAUCAGCUCGUGGAGUCCACUGUGAAAGCAGCUGCAAACGUCCUUUUCCAAGAAGUCCAGGAACAAAUGAAAGACCAGAAGAAAUUGCGUCAGACGUUAGCAGUAGUGUCCAAGCAGGACAAUCGUUCCGAUGUUGACGUGUUGAAACAGUUUUUCUUUAAAACGUUAAGCCUUCAGCGCAGGUGGAAGUCCAAAAAUUCAGACGAUACAAAGCAGUCACUAGAAGUGUUGGGCACCAUAUAUCAACCCCAAUCUUUCGAAGAAGAAUUGAAAAGAAUCCGCAAACAGAUGUCAGUAAUACUCAUCCCAGUUGUACAGAAUGCAUUUCUGAAGACUUAUUGGGACGACAAGUGUAAUCCGGUCAUGAAGCCCUUCAUCAAGAAAUGCCUGUUCCUUUGCUGGAUGAUGGUUGUACAGGGGCCGCCCAUGUGCUUUGACUGGAGCACCAAAGAAGGGUCGCAGUUUGAUGCAAAUUUGUAUAAACAGUAUACAGGAUCGGGAAAAGUGGUUGAGUUUGUUGUUUGGCCUACACUGUUCUUGCACAACGGCGGACCUGUUAUUGCAAAAGGCUUUGCCCAACCUAAUGUAGGAAAGACUGUAUAAUUUCAUGAUUUGUACCAAACUAUCAAAUGCACUGACAAUCGUACAUUUAUCACGGAGUGUUCGUCUAUAAAAAGAGUUGCGUGAAUUUUUGUCGUUUUUGUUUCAUCUUGGGUUACUUGUAAUAAUUUUAGAUAAUGUUUAUCUAAACAUUAUUCUUCAUCAGCAAUAUGCGAAAAUAAACAUGUUAUUUGGAGCUUAAACAAAUAUCCUUGAUAAUUGAGGUAUUUAUAC
This is a messenger RNA of Dreissena polymorpha, 1723 nucleotides long. RefSeq lists its product as uncharacterized. Gene Ontology annotation, biological process: mitochondrial protein catabolic process; mitophagy by internal vacuole formation. Lineage: Eukaryota; Metazoa; Mollusca; Bivalvia; Myida; Dreissenidae. Bases 302 to 1492 code for a protein of 396 amino acids. The record is from RefSeq and is a predicted model, not a curated record. Gene Ontology annotation, cellular component: mitochondrial outer membrane. The transcript is spliced from 9 exons.